Trematomus bernacchii (emerald rockcod) is the source of this 3114-nucleotide messenger RNA. RefSeq lists its product as uncharacterized. The transcript is spliced from 17 exons. The coding region runs from base 1 to 2712 and encodes 903 amino acids. NCBI's taxonomy places the organism in Eukaryota, Metazoa, Chordata, Actinopteri, Perciformes, Nototheniidae. The record is from RefSeq and is a predicted model, not a curated record.
AUGUUCCUGGACCGCAGCACUUUCAGCAGAGUGCACAUGCUGCUGCAGAGACUGAGGAAUCUGCUCACCCUGGCUCAGUGGGCAAGGAAGCAGCUCGGUUCAGCCCACCUCUGGCAUGGUGUGGGCGUCCCAUGUGUGGUCUGCAGGGAUACAUCUGGCUCCUCAGACGUCAGACGAGGCUGCUGGAACCGAGAGCACAGGGCCCUAAAGCAGCACAUCUGGCUAGGACAGCUGGUACAGUGGUGGGGCAUUAUGGGACUUCUACCCAAGUACGCUGAGGCUCAAGAGGUGAGGCGUAUCUCCCAAAUGUGGAAGGACAUGGCUCAAAGUCAACGGAAAGCUUGUCUCGAGACACCUGGACGGAAAGAGGGAGAAAUUGAAAGAUUUAGGUCAUUGAUACAGGGUAUAGUGACCCAGCUAGAGAGACAACAUGGAAGCAUUUGGGUUUCUGAAGACUUCACAGACCAGUGCUAUCCCCCUCCUAAUCUGCAGUCUCUGCUCAAGCUCGUGUUGGUGCCUCAUAUCGACAAGAUGUCAGUCCAAGCGCUUCUCAUGUACUUUGUCCUGGAUACAGCCAACUUCCUGCAGUGCAGAGACGACCUUCUCCAAUCUUUCUGCCACGCCUUCUCUAUUCCUUUCUGCUUUUCCCAACAAAUCAGGGCCUUCUGGAUGCUUGAUCAUGGACAAAUCAAGGCCUCCAUGGAGUUACUGCUGAGCCCCCGGGCUGCUGCUCCAUGUCUCACAUGGCAGCAUCGCUGCAUCAUCCGCUGUCUGCUGACCAGGAAGCAGCCUCAGCUGGCGUUAAAGUACCUUCACUGGACCAGGCCUGCAAUGGAGAGCGUCGAGGAUGUGAAGCUAUGUGCAGAUGUGCUACUUCAAAACAGUUGUGUCUCUGAAGCCUGGGCUCUGCUGAAGAGAGGCCACACAGAGAGCGAUGAGGUGGUCCUGUACUUCCUCCAGGCAUGUAAUGGAUUGGGUCUGUGUGCAGAAGCUUUACAGUGCAUCCCUGCAGGAUACAAUGGUGAGGGGGACAUUGUAAAUGGGACUACAGGGUUGCCACUGAUAAAGAAAGACAUGUCAGCAGAAAGGCCACCCUGCCCGCUGUCUGCCAAACUGUAUCAGGCUCAGAGCGUCAACACAGUCCUCCCAGAGGAACUAGUACGACUGCUCAGAAAGGCUGUGACGGAAGUGAGAACGCUACACCCCAAGAUAAGUGAGGUUGCGUCGCCGGAGCACAAUGAGAGAAAAUCGAACAGCAGAGAGAUGUUUCUGUCGACCCAGGCUCUCCGUCAUCUCACGCCCAGCCCCUCCCCACUGGACAUGUUAGAAGAAACAGUUCAGACAGCACAUACAGAUGAAGCAGAAGAGAAACAGCCUGCCUCUAAUGAAUGCAUUCAGCAGCCUGAACCACCAGAGAGCAUUUCUUCUUCUGAGGAUCUGAGCUCUGAGAACAUCUCCUCCUUCACCUCAGCAUGCUCACUGCCUCUGUUGAGGCGGGACGGUCCUUACAAGUACAGAAGUACAGUGACUCUGCAGAGGAUCUCCUCUCUCCUCACUGAUGGAGAGAACCCAAGCAGCGAAGAGGAGGAAGAAGAAGAAAGCACAACGUCUUUGCCACAUUGCCCUGAGAUGACAGCAGAUGGCGCCACAGACCCCAUUUUUCUGCUCUACCACAACUUGAAAAAAGACGUUGUGGUUCUAUCUUCCGAGGGGCAAGAGGAUAUUAAGACACAUGUUUUAUCCAGCGAGACCUCAGGACCUUCAAUGGAUGAGAACGUUCCUGUAAAAGAAAGGUUGUAUCUUCCUCCUGAGUUCCACAGCAAUGAGGUCAGCCAAUCAGGACCCUCGCUCUGUGAGUCUGCGGUGGAGGGUCACAGCUUCCUCUCACCUGACUAUGAGAAAAUGGCCGGCAGAGGAGAGGACAUAGUUCAUGGACCCCCAGAUGUCACUGAUCUGUGCAGCUCUGCGUUGUCACUCAACCAAGAGGACCAAUCAGACUGCAUGCCCUCACAGAUGUUCAAUUUUAGUGAAGCAGACAUAUCUGACUUUUUCAUGGAAAAGGAAGUUAAUCUGAAAACAUAUGAGCCUGACCAGCAAGAGGAAACAGCUGCAUACUUCAAUCAAGACCUCUCUUGGGCUCUGUCUGAAACCACUCAGGACCUUCUGACUGACCUUCACUCAGAGGAUCCAGCAGCCACAGGCUCAGGGGACUUCUCCCUCCUCACCCCUGUGUGCAGCUCAAUGUUCCCCUCACAGCUUCACUUCUCUGGUAGCUCUCUGACCCCCAGCAUAAUCUGCAACCUCAUAACCACCUCUGCUCCUUCUGACAACACCAAUGAGUGCUCCCUCCAAGCCCAAUUACAGAUGGAUGUCAAGAGCACCUCAGCCUGGCUUGAACAAUACAAAAUGGGCCUUUGCUUGAAAGAAGAUUUGGAAACACAUAGAGCCUCCACUAGCCUUCUACCUACUAAAGCACCAGGAGCGACUUUUACAUCAGAGGAUAAGAGGCCUUCUUUUGUUCUGGGCCAACCAUACUCCAACAGUCUGGUUAACUUCAUGGACUUCACUGCAAAAAAGAAAGGCGACUGCAGCGAUGGCAAACAGGCAGACAAAGAGGAGCCCGCGGGUUGGAGCAGUUUGGGGAAAGCUUCACAAGGUGCCAUAAGAAGUGGGAGAACGCUACGGAAAGGGAAACGAGUGAAGAGAGCGUGAAGACAUAAAACACAUCUAGUUUACACAUGAACUGAAUGGAAUAUAUUUGCUAAGUCUAUAACAUUUGUAUUGAUUCAGAUCAGAUUCACAUUGUAAUGUAAGGAUAAACUUGCACCAAAUGAACUGACUGAAACCGACAGGCUUGGUGAGCACCGCAUAGACUUUUCACCUUGAAGUGAUCCGUCUCCCCUUCCUCAUCAAUCAGCGGGUCAGUAUAAUCUGACGGCUGUUGCUUCUGCUUCUAUCAGCAACCUUUCCCACCCGCUGAUAUUGUCCUGCCACACCCUUUUCCCUCCACGGUGAAACCUCGUGUCAGAAACACUCAUUAAUGGAUUUCUCAGGAAUUAUUGAUAAACACAAACUAUUAAAUAUUUAACUCAUUAAAACUCCAAUAAAAAAGAA